AUGGUGAUAGCUACCAUGUCCCGGCGUCCGCUGCUGCUGCUAGCCCUCCUGGCGGCCGCGCUCGCCAACCAGUUAGAAGACAUACCACAUAAUGAAGUUAAAAAUUGGGCGUUGAAGUUCGGCGUCGACCUGUGGGAAUUCGGGAGGCAUUUUACAAAAAUGAACCAAAUACAAAAUAAAUACCGCGAAUACAACGUAGAAGUGGUACGGAAGGAUGGAUUGCUUCUAGUUCGCGAUCUAGCGGCUGAAGUCAAAAACCACAUGGACUUCAAAAUCAAUGCGGUUAUGCGUAUUAUGGAUUCCGCGGAGGCUGCAGCGCUGUCUGCCAGUGGCGCAGGAUCAGAUGGAACUCCUGGAACAUACUAUGACGCUAGGUGGCUGAACGUCCACGCCGAUGAUGGAACACUAGCGGCGCGUGCUAGACGACUCCUCUUAUCCCCAAGUAGACAUUUCGACCAUAUCGCUGUGAACACGAGUUACAGCGCAGUGCUGAUGCCGCCCUAUAUUAAUACUGAAGACCUGGAAGUACAGAACCAGAUAGCGUGGUCCGAGCACUUGGAUCCUCUGUUCGUGAAUAAUUACGAGAUAGACCCGACGCUGUCCUGGCAAUACUACGCUUCGUCGUCCGGUUUCAUGAGGAGAUAUCCAGCCAUGUCAUGGCCACCAGAAGACGGCUAUUCCCACCACGCUCGUGAUUUCUACGACUUUCGCUCAUCGAAUUGGUUCGUGGAAGCCGCUACGUCACCAAAAGACCUGGUUAUCUUAAUCGACGACUCAGACGACAUGGGUUCGUCUUAUAGAAGACUGGCGAAGGCGACAGUAUCUGCUCUGCUGGACACUCUGGGACCCAAUGACUUCGUGAAUAUCUUCAGAUAUAGUGACACCGUGUCAGAGUUACAUCAGUGUUACACGAAGAUCCUAGCGCAGGCCGUUCCCGAAACAAUACGAGAGUUAAAAAGUGCUGUUUGGGGAGCCGAGCCAUCAGGAGGAGCAGCUAAUUUGACUGGAGCCCUUACAACUGCUUUUGAAAUACUUCAUAGGUAUAACAGGACCGGACAGGGUUGCCAGUGCAAUCAGGCGAUAGCGGUAGUGGGCGCGGGUGGUGGGGCCGGCGGGGUGAAGGGGGUGUUCCGUACUUGGAACUGGCCGCAUAUGCCUGUCCGAAUAUUCACGUAUCGAGUUGGAGGUGAUGCGGCUUCGGGAAGCAACAUGAAGGAUAUGGCUUGCACCAAUAAAGGAUUCCACGUAACGAUAAAUGACCACGGCGAAGUGAAAUCUAAGGUGUUGCAUUUCGUCGAAGUUCUUGCUAGACCUCUGGUUAUGUACCAGAAUCUGCAUCCAGUACAUUGGAGUCCGGUCUAUGUUGGAGGAAGGAGUAGCAGCUUGGACGACGAUGGAAUGGGCCAACUUAUGACAUCAGUUACUGUACCAAUCUUCGACAGGAGAAAUCAUACCCAAAGGGAAGCUAAUCUGCUCGGAGUAGUUGGUACUGAUGUUCCUGUUGACCAGAUAAAGAAGCUCGUUCCACCGUAUAAGCUCGGAGUAAAUGGGUACUCAUUUAUGGUGGAUAACAACGGGCAUGUUUUGUAUCAUCCUGACUUAAGACCUUUGUACACUGAAACAUUACGUCCACUCUACUCAAGCGUAGAUCUUACUGAUGUAGAAUUACUUGUGGAUUCAGAUGAAAACUCUCGUGUCAACCUCACUUCUCUACUUCUUGACCUUCGUCACGAUAUGAUAGAACAACGUGAAGGUGAAACGGAAAUCGGUGUAAAGGUCCAAUAUGAUGGUAUGAGGCGAGUGGCUACACGCCGUCAAAGAUACUUCUACAGUCCAGUGGAGGGGACCCCAUACUCCCUGGCCGCUGUUCUACCGGAUGGCUACGGAAUGUACGAACUGCAGGCGGAACAGGAAAUCAAACAUAGCCCGAUCAAUAUUACGGAAUAUUUCAAAGGGGAGAAUUGGAAGGUUCAUCCAGACUGGGUGUACUGUGAAUACGCGUCAACUUCAGACCAAACGUUUAACUCUCCUGAGGAGCAGUUGCUUCACUUCUUGACUCGCACCGGUCGUCCCGGAUGGAAGUGGAUGUCACUACGACCUCGUGCCCUGACGCUGCAUAACGCGCAUAAGAAACAAGAGAGAGACUCUUACUAUUGUGAUAAAACACUAGUACAGUCUCUCGUUAGAGACGCAAUGGUAAUAAAAGAAUUAGACACGCAUACAGGACAUGCCAGCCACCACUCCCAACAAGGCCGAUUCCACAAGUUCGUGGUGACGAUGUCCUUCAUUGCGACCAGGAGUGGUCUUCUCAAAUGGACUGAGAACGUCAACACAUCAAGAUCUACGGAUUCUAUAGAAUCUCACUUCAGUGAGAAAUACGCACGAUCGUUCGAUUCCGAAUGGUAUCGACGUGCAGUAGAACACCACUCCAUAGAACCGGAGAGUUUCGUCUUUUCCGUGCCUUUCCGUGACGGUUCCGAAGCUGAUGACUUCAAUGGGAAACCGCCUUUAGUCCUGGCAACGCACGCUGUGUUCGUCGAGUCUAGGGGCCAUCGUGCACCAGCUGCGGUCGUUGGUUUACACUUCCAGCUGGAUUCCCUCGCGAAACACUUCUUGAAUGUCACCUCUACGUGUACCGCUGGCAGUGUCUGCAAGAAAACAUGCGCCGGCGACGAGCUAGACUGCUACAUCCUGGACGACAACGGUUUCAUAAUUUUAUCUGAAGAUGCAUCACAAACUGGAAGAUUUUUCGGUCAAGUGGAUGGAACUAUAAUGGACUCUUUGGUCCAAGACAAGAUUUACAAGAAAGUAACGGUACACGAUCAUCAGGGAAGAUGCCCAGAUUCAAGAAACCAAUUUAGUGGCGAUGGGAACAAGUUGACACCCAUGAAACCUUUAUCGUGGCUUGGUGGAUAUCUUGCAAGGCUCUUGACGGUGUGGUACCCGUUGUGGGAUUCCGUUCUGGCUUAUCCUUACACAGAAGAUGAAACUGAUUACGAAGACUACGAAGGCGAAGAGGACCUGGAGCGAGAUCGUGGGAUGUACGAGAUAAUAAUCGAUGGUGUUGGCGAUGUGAGCCCGGAGCCCAGCGCUGCACCUCCUCACACACCAAGGGAACCCCCACGUGAAGCGGCCCGUUCAGCGGCUGUGAGACCGUGCGAUACCAGCGCGGAAUUGUUCACGUUGCAGAGUACCAGGUUAAACGCCGCCCAGCCGUUGAAGGGGAAGCUGACUAAUUGCCAUAAUUCUGGUUGUGAAAGACCAUUCAGCGUGCAGAAGAUCCCCCAUAGCAACCUGAUCCUCCUGGUAGUGGACACGCUAUGUCCGUGCGGCGCCAAGCGUCUGGACGUGCGGGCACGGGAGGCCCCGCCCCGCGCCGCCUGCCGCCGCCCACCGCGUGCGACGCAUCGCCGAAGACCACGUACCUGCGUUUCUUAUCAUCCUGAGGAAAUCGAGAUCCAGUCGUGCGGUGGCGCCGGUCGCUUCGAGGCGCUGCCCGCUCUCUUUGCCGCGCUCCUACUACGGUUAUCACUCUCCUUCGCCACGUGA
Leptosia nina is the source of this 3549-nucleotide messenger RNA. NCBI's taxonomy places the organism in Eukaryota, Metazoa, Arthropoda, Insecta, Lepidoptera, Pieridae. The record is from the annotation of a GenBank genome assembly.